Molecule: messenger RNA, 2223 nt
Organism: Pungitius pungitius (ninespine stickleback)
Lineage: Eukaryota; Metazoa; Chordata; Actinopteri; Perciformes; Gasterosteidae
Gene: angptl5
Product: angiopoietin-like 5
Exons: 8
Coding region: 180-1337 (385 amino acids)
Source: RefSeq, a predicted model, not a curated record
UGGAGAGAGUGAGGCAGUGAGAGCGGAAACGGGGAGAAGUUUGACAACCGAGAGGAAGGACGGAUAAGACUCGGUCGACGGGUGGACAUGUGAGGGAGCAGAGCGGAGAGAAAGCAUCAAUGAAGGAGUGGCCACUGCUGGUAUUUAGGAAAUAAUCCCAGUCAGACAACGACACUGACAUGAUGUGGACGACAACUGUCAUUCUGCUGAUGGUGCCUCAUCUGCAUUCCUCCACUGACACAGGACAGAGCGGCUAUUUCAGCCAAUCAGAAAUAGUCAACGAGGACCUUCCCGAUGCCCCGGUCAAAGGUCAGAAACUUCCGGGAGGGGUCAAAGGUCAGGACACAUGCUCCAUCCCCUGUGACAUCACUGUGAAGCUGCUACGAGAUGAAAAACAUUCCAUCUGUGGCCAGUUACAGCAGUCUCUGUUAGUGUUUGGACGCAGCACCCGCAAGCUGAUCAGGGAUGUGAUGGAGGAGCAGCAGAGAGCCCUGGACAUCCUCAGCAGUCAGGUAACAGAGCUGAUGACUAAAGUGCAGACGCUGAGCUCUGAGGUUCAGAGAAACAACGCUGAGCUGUACUCCAUCAAACCGGUGCAGUCCCACGGACGAGACUGCAGUGACAUCAAGGACAGUCUUUUGUCAGUCGUCCCCAAGAUCCCCAGUGGUAUUUACAUCGUCCAACCGGAGAACACAGACUCUUCUUUUGAGGUGUUCUGUGAGAUGGACUACAUGGGAGGCGGAUGGACGGUGAUGCAAAGGAGGAGCGACGGAUUGGCUGACUUUAAGCGAGCCUGGGCCGAUUAUGUCGAUGGCUUUGGAAACCUUGCAGGAGAACACUGGUUGGGUCUGAAGAAGGUAUUUCAUAUAGUAAACCAGAAAGAUACUCGGUUCCAACUUCACAUCGCCCUGGUGUCCCACGAUGACGUCACCGCUUACGCAGCAUAUGAUGAUUUCGACAUGAGCAAUGAAACCGAGUUCUUCAGCAUACACCUGGGCAGAUAUGCAGGCAGCGCAGGUGACGCUUUUCGCGGCCACGAACAGGAUCAGAACCAAGACACGGCUCCGUUCAGCGCCUCGGACGUGGACAAUGACGGCUGUAAUCCCUCCUGCUCCAUCGGAAACCUUACAGUGGAAAGCUGCAGCAUCCGGCACAACCGGACGGGAUGGUGGUUCAACCAGUGCGGCCUGGCGAACCUCAACGGCUCUCCCGAAGACGCAGAGCUGAACCCGGGCCAGAGGACCAACAUAUUGUGGGACACCUGGAGACAGAACGGAGUCCCUCACGCCAUCAAAUCCGUCACGAUGAAGAUUAGGAGGAUUACGACCAAUAAUUGACGGAGAGAAGAAGCAGAGGAACAGAAGGAGAAAGCACAUAUUGUAGAAGUUGCACUGCAUCGUUGUAGAACCUGAAGUUCUAAUAAAAGAGGACCGAAGGAUGAAAGGAAACCUCGUUUUCAUUUUCCCCCCCCCAAGAAUCUUUUAACUUUGACCUGAGGAUAAAUAUUACUGAUUAUCAUGUAAUACAUGACAUCAGCAAACACCCAAAUUAUAAUGAAGUAUCAAAUACAUUUCUGUAAUACAAAAUAUAUUUAUAAAUCUUUUGUAAAUAAGAUGUAAUGGUUUUAUUAAUGGUUGAUAAAUAAUUGACUAACGUUGUUGAUCAGGUAUUAAUAACAACAACUUUCGGGUUGCCAUGUUAUUUUAAGACUUGUAAAAAACCUUGAUCUCUGUGGAGGGCCAACGAUUUCAUGAAAAGAGGAUCCUAAAAACCAUUACACUAAAUACCAUCAUGCAAUAUGUUGUGUUACUGACAGAAACAGGUGGUUAAGCCGUAGCUGACGUUUUCCUAGGACAAUUUUAGAAAAAUAAUAACGUAAUAAUGUAAGAUAACGAUUAAAAAAAAAUCUCUAUCAGGGGAAGUUUUAGGAAUCCCUUUAUUCUUUUUUAACACAUUUUAGUGUGAAGCUUUAUAAGCGGAGGCCAUUAAUACAUCUCAAGUAAAUCUGUACUGUAACGUUGAAAUGUGACUGGCACCACCAGGUGAAACUGAUGCUCCUGAAGUACCAACCCACUCCAGUAGAGGGUGCACUCUCCAUGGUGUGUUGUUUAAGAUUUACAUGUAGCAUGUGUGUGUGUGUGUGUGUGUGUUUUUUCCUCUGCAGCAACUCCAUGCAAUUUAAUCCCAGCAGGAACUUCUGAAGUUCCAUUUUGACAAUAAAAA